This is a messenger RNA of Penicillium malachiteum, 1158 nucleotides long. RefSeq lists its product as uncharacterized. Gene Ontology annotation, cellular component: cytoplasm; nucleus; proteasome regulatory particle, lid subcomplex. The transcript is spliced from 3 exons. The record is from RefSeq and is a predicted model, not a curated record. Gene Ontology annotation, molecular function: proteasome binding; endopeptidase activator activity; ubiquitin binding. NCBI's taxonomy places the organism in Eukaryota, Fungi, Ascomycota, Eurotiomycetes, Eurotiales, Aspergillaceae. Gene Ontology annotation, biological process: ubiquitin-dependent protein catabolic process. The coding region runs from base 1 to 1158 and encodes 385 amino acids.
AUGUCGAUAGCUCCUCUCAUCACUUUUAAAGCAGGUAUCUGCGACCUCGAUAGCUCCUCUAGUCCUGCUACUGUGAAGCCCAAGCCUACCCCAGGCUACAUCUACCUCUACUCCGAAGAUGACCUCGUACACUUCUGCUGGCGACCCCGCAGCUCGCCCCUUGACGAGCCCGAGCUUGACCUCGUGAUGAUUCCCUCAGAUGGAAGCUUUACUCCUUACCAGCCCGCCGGAAAGGAUGCCACAAAUGGCCGGAUAUUUGUACUGAAGUUCUCAUCCAGCUCUCAGCGUUAUUUGUUUUGGUUGCAGUCUCAGCCUCAACAUGAGAGUGGUGACCUGAGCUGGUUCAGUCCUCGCGACCGAAAGCUUGGAGAGAUUGUUGAUGUUCUGUUGCAAGGAGAGGAGGUGGAUGUGGAGCAUGAGCUUGCCAGCCUGCCCCGACGACCUUUCAGCGGAGAUGAUGAUGAGACAAUGGAAGAUGUAGAGGGAACAGACCAUGACCCUAGCCAUCACCAUGGCAGCAGCAGUGGCGGUGCCGGUGCCGAUGCGACCGGGGGUGACGUUCGUGAAGAAGGCCAGGAAUCGCGGGAGGGCGGUGCUGAUGGUGGACGAGCUGCUGCCACAGAUUCCGAUCCAUCCUCAGUCGUCCAGGACUUCUUACGGUCUCUGGGUGGCCAGAGACAGUCCUCAUCCCAAGAUCCCGAACGCUCUUCUACAACCCUCCAAGACCUAUUGACUCCUCCGACUACUUUGCCCUUUAUUGAAUCUGCGGAUGAAAUUACUGCCGAUCACCUUCUGAGCUUCUUGCCGCCGGCACUGCUUCUGCUGGCCCAGGGCAAUGCCGAGGCAUCGGAAGCUGACACAGACCCGGAAUUGGCCCAAGCGGCACUUCUUUCUCUUGAUCUCAACCAGAAGAAAGAUAUUCUUCGCAAAGUUCUCCGCUCCCCACAGUUUAUGCAAAGUUUAGCCAGUUUGACGGUAGCUCUUCGGGAUGGUGGAUUACCUAGUAUCAGUGAAGCUCUGCAGAUUCCAGUGGCCAAUGGAGGGUUUAUGCGUCGAGGCGGUGUACCGCUAGGUGGGGGAGAUGCGGUGGAGGCGUUCUUAGAUGGAGUACGACAACAUGUUAAGACCAAGGAUGACACUCAGAUGGAUACGGAUUGA